UAUCAAGUAAAGCAUUUGUUCACUUUAGAAAAAUAUACUUUAAAUAAUUUCAAGUUUUGUGAAAUAAAAAAAAAAUAAAAUCCUUAAAGGAACUAAAAGGCUCAAUUUAAAUAAAGUGCAAAAAAAAGAUAUUAAAUUAAAUCCACAAUCAUGAAUCAGUUCACAGUGACCAGUAUAUUGCUAAUUCUCUUACAAGUGUCAAGAUAUGCACUCGGUAGUGGAAAAAUUGUCCCCGUGGGUGUCGAUAGUCAAUCAAAUGGAAAUAAAGACUUAAAAACUGAGGAAGCACGAUUCCGUGAUCCAGUCAUGCCUGAAUAUUACGACAGAGAUCGUACUGGAUUUGUAACAUCAAAUCAAUAUGGUAACAAUAACAGCCCAUACGACCGUUAUGGAUAUAAUAAUAACAACUUCGAUAGAGCUACAUCGCAAUAUUAUGCAAACAGAUUCCCAGGUGGAUAUGAUAGUCGUGAGAGAUAUGGAAAUACACCAACAUUGACUGGAAACUCAUUCAUUGACAACAAAUUGAACUAUCUUAGUGGAUAUGGAGCUAAGUUCCCAUAUGGUGCUGGAAGUGCUGUUUUUGGACCAUAUGGAAGUCCAUCAAUUGGUGGACAGACUGGUAUUCAAGUUGGUCCACAAGCGGGUAUAGGAGGCAUGGGAGGUUUAGGAGGUUUAGGAGGUCAUGGCGCACCUGGAUCAGGACUAUUGCCACCAGGACUUUUGUCACCAGAACUUGAAGCCAAAGCUUCACUUUUACUUCCUCUUGCUGGUGCAGCUUUGCUUGGUAUUGCAGCUUACGCUAUCGUAACAGGUCCAGGUCUCGCAUUAGCCGGUCCAGUAAUUGGCAAAAGACGAAGACGUUCAGCAUCAUUCGAUCAAGCACUCGAAAAGCAUUUAGCAUAUCGUGCACAUAAGCAAGCCUCACAAAAACAUUAAAUUUAAAUUUCUCAUUCCGAACAAAAAAUGGAGCCACAAAAUGUAUCACGGGUAAUGAAUAUAAUUAUGACAAUGAUGAUGAUAAUGAGUUACAAAAAAAAAUGUAUUAACGGACGUAAAACAACGACGAUGAUUUAGAACAAAAAAAC
Messenger RNA from Chironomus riparius, 1085 nucleotides. NCBI's taxonomy places the organism in Eukaryota, Metazoa, Arthropoda, Insecta, Diptera, Chironomidae. The record is from the annotation of a GenBank genome assembly.